AGCUAGCUGGGAAGGCUGAUGGAUACAAUAGCGCAGCUGAAAAGCUGAAUCUGCGCACCUGCUUCGAAUAUCGCUGCAUUGUCAUUGACGCACGGCCCGUCCAUGAGACCCCGUCCAAUAUAUGAGCUAUACUAUCUUCGGACUUUUACGUUGGCAAAACAACUUAGGUCUCAGCCUAGGAGCGAAGAAUCCUUGAAAAUGAGUGAUAUCGGUAAUCCAGAGCAAGAGGAUUUUGAGGCACAGGUGACUGAUUCCGUCCUUGCCGAUGAAGAAGAAGUCAAACCGACAGUCCAGAAAACAGCCGACAAGGCGAUAGGCAGAUCCAGGUCUCGAUCCACUAGCAAGCAUAAGAGCAGAUCUUAUCGGUCAAGGUCAAGGUCGAGGUCAUACUCAAGGUCAAGGCGAAGAAAGCACCGAUCUCGCAGUCAUGGAAGUCGACAUAGAUCCUCACGUUACAGGGAAGGUCGAAGUCACAGUCGCUCUCCCAUGUCUGACCGACGUCGUCACCAUGGUGACAGGGAAAAUCCUACAGAAUCGUCAUGCCUGGGUGUGUUUGGACUUAGCCUGUAUACUACAGAACGGGAUUUGAGGGAUGUAUAUGAACACUAUGGCACUCUGACCAACGUGAAUGUUGUCUACGACCAUCAGACUGGAAGAUCAAGAGGCUUUGCAUUUGUGAUGUUUGCAAAUACCGGUGAUGCAACCGCAGCUCGUGAAAGUACAAAUGGAACUGAAGUCGACGGACGCCGCAUCCGAGUAGAUUUUUCCAUCACAGAAAGGGCCCAUACCCCAACGCCAGGCGUCUACAUGGGCAAACCUACCAGUAACAAGCGCGACUUCAAUCGGGGGGAGCGGGGAUACCACCCAAGGGGUUACCAUCGCUCCCCUUCGCCCCACUACUACCGCCGGUCCCCAUCCCCUUACUACAGGCGUACCCCUUCACCGCACUACUACCGCCGAUCACCGUCCCCCUACUACCGCCACCACCACCACAGCAGCAGGAGACACCACUAUUACCCCCGGGAGCCAAGGGAGCGCUCUUUCUCACCAAGUCGCUACUAAGAGCAACCAAUGGUUUCUGCCACGGCCACGUUGUGGUCAGGCCUGAGCAAGCUUGAUCCGUCUUGUGCUUUUGUAACUCAACCGUUUCAGUCAUUUUCAUUAUUUUAAUUAAUUGUUAACUUGGUCCAUUGAAUUUUCCUCUGAAUAUUAAGUUUUCAUCUCAGAUUACAAACUCAUUUUCAAAGUAUGUCAUUUGACAUUCAUUAUUUUUUCAUUCAAAAUGUUUUAUUUUUAAUUUGUAGGUGUAUUUAAUUUAAAGUAUCGUUACAAAUGUUCUAAUACAAUUUUAAAUUUUCAUAGAGUGAUUCUUUAGCUGAUGCUUGUUGUGUGAGUAUAAUUAAACCAAAAUUAUAAGCACAACUUUCUUCAAUGGGAUAAUUCUAACAUUUUUCUAUAUUUUAUUUCAAAUUCAGAUUGGGAGGACUUGAUGUGACCUCAAGUCAUGAAAGAAGAAGAAAAAAGUAAGAAGAAUUUUUGAAUUGAAGAAGGAUUGAAGAUCAAUCAAGAAAAGUAUUUUUGGGAAGAUGAAGACAAGAAGAAUUUCACAGUUUUCUGAGAAGAGAAGAAGUUUUUUGAUGGAGAAAUGAAAAAGAAGUUCCCCAGCAUAAGAAGUGCUCUGGAAGCAAGAUAAUGCGAAAAGAAGAUUUAAAACAUACUUUUUAUUAAAGAGUGCCUGUAAAAAUUGAAAUCUGAAGAGAAGUUUCUCAAGGACUACUGUAUCAAGACAAAUUUUUUUCAAGAUCUUUCAAGAUGAAGUUAUCAAAAGAAGUUGAAGAUUAUCUGGUAAAAGAUGAAGUUGAGAAAUUGAAGAUUACGUGGUACAAGAUGAAGUUAAGAAGUUGAAGAUUAUGUGGUACAAGAUGAAGUUGAGAAGUUUGAAGAUUACGUGGUACAAGAUGAAGUUGAGAAGUUUGAAGAUUAACUGGUACAAGAUGAAGUUAAGAAGUUGAAGAUUACGAGGUACAAGAGGAAGUUAUCAAAAGAAGUUGAAGAUUAUCUGGUACAAGAUGAAGUUAUCAAAAGAAGUUGAAGAUUAUCUGGUACAAGAUGAAGUUAUCAAAAGAAGUUGAAGAUUAUCUGGUACAAGAUGAAGUUAUCAAAAGAAGUUGAAGAUUAUCUGGUACAAGAUGAAGUUAUCUAAAGAAGUUGAAGAUUAUCUGGUACAAGAUGAGGUUAUCAAAAGAAGUAGAAGAUUAUCUGGUACAAGAUGAAGUUAUCAAAAGAAGUUGAAGAUUAUCUGGUACAAGAUGAAGUUAUCUAAAGAAGUUGAAGAUUAUCUGGUACAAGAUGAGGUUAUCAAAAGAAGUAGAAGAUUAUCUGGUACAAGAUGAAGUUAUCAAAAGAAGUUGAAGAUUAUCUGGUACAAGAUGAAGUUAUCUAAAGAAGUUGAAGAUUAUCUGGUACAAGAUGAGGUUAUCAACAAAAGUUGAAGAUUAUUAGGAAAAAGAUGAAGUGAGGCAUAAAACUGAAAAGUAGUUGAAGAUUAUCUGGAACAGGGUGAAUUGCUCAACAGUAGUUGAAGAUUAUCUGGUACAAGAUGAAGUUAUCUAAAGAAGUUGAAGAUUAUCUGAUACAAGAGGAAGUUAUCAAAAGAAGUUGAAGAUUAUCUGGCUCAUUAUGAAGUUGAAGAUGAAGUUAGAUGAAGUUACCAACAGAAGUUGAAGAUUACCAGUACAUCAUGAGGUUAAAGAUGAAUUAUCAAAAGAAGUAGGAGAUUACCUGGUACAAGAUGAAGUUAUCAAAAGAAGUUGAAGAUAACCUGGUACACGAUGAAGUUCUCGAAAGAAGUUGAAGAAAACCUGGUACAAGGUGGAAGUGUAUACAGAAGUUUCUCUGAUAUGAUAAUACUUGCUAGUUGCUAGAUGAAGUUAAAAAUGGAAAGGCAAGAAGAUAACAGAAGAUUACGUAGAAGCACAAGAGGUUUCAGCACAAGAUAUUACCAGGUGAAAGUUAGGAAAUACAAGAGGAAAGUUUUCGCACCCUCGUGUAUAUUGUAUUCAAGAAGGACAACAAGUCUUUAACUGGAAGGUUACACAAUGAAAUACGGUAAGCUGGAAAUAUUUUUUUCACGAGAAUCACAAGAACAGUCAUAUCUGUGUUUGGUAGGUACGUGUCCUUAUUUUGUCAUCUGAAGUGAAGAUGGGAGUAUAGGUUCAAUUUAUUUCUUUGAAGAGAAUGAAUAAAAGAAAGAUAUUCAGGGGAAUAUUUUGAUGUCAUUUUGGUGAACUUUCGCUGCACUGAGAAUUCAUAAUGCUAAAGCUUUGCUUGUAAAUACUGCAAUUAUUGUAUAGAUGACAAUAACCAAAAAUAAGGUGCUUGCGACAUUUACAAAUGGCUCUUUUCUUGUCACUAAUUGUAUAACGCAUUCUUUGCCAAAGAUUCUUUGGUUUUUAUUCAGCAAAAGUUUUUUUUUACAUCUGUGAUGUAUCUGUUUCUUUGUUUCCAAUAUUUAAUAUCCUGUUACUCUUCACAUUUUAUUUUUAAAUUGCUUUAGGGUAAAGCCAAGUGAAUUUUUUAUUUUGUAAAGGAAAUGUUCUAAUUAAGUUUAAGCUUACGUCUGCUAAGGGGUGAUCCUGUACAAUGUGUCUCAUAUGAUAUAUAUCGUUUACCCAUUAAUUUUAUCCAAAAAUGAAAGUUUCUUGACAUUACCAUUGACUCAUGAUACUUUCCUGUAUCAAAACCAUUAGUUGGUCGUCAUAUCCAGAGUUUUCUUUUUCUUCCCUUUUUGAUGAAAUAAAUUGGUAAAAGAUGUACUGUCUUGAGGGGCACAUUGCACAGAAUGGCGCCAGAUGUUAUUUUAAUUGUUGACAAGUCAUUUGAACACUAGCUGAGCCCCAUUGGAACUUAUGUGGUAAGUAUACAUAUCUUGUAAAGAAAAAAAGCAUGAAAAUACAAUGUUCCAGUGAUUUAGAUCUGUUUUUCGGCGACAAAAUAUUUUCACCCAGCAGAAUAAGCAAUGACAAAAAGUGAGUAAAAUAUUUUGAUAUUAAUUUGUUGACAAUUACAUCUUUUUCAAUGGAUUUCUAUCCAAUUCCAAAACAAAUUUAGUUAACAGAUUUUAAAAGAAAAAAAUUCAUCCAUAGGAAGAAAUAAUAAUUUAUUUAUUUUUUGUUGAAACAAUGUAUUUGUCUGUUCACUGCAUGAUAAGCGGAAUUAUUACGUAAUGCAACUACAUUCACUUUGAACCAGAAUUGUAAAGUACAGUGGAACCUUCUUAUAAAGGAAUUUGUCUUAACUCAUACCUGUAGCAUCAAAGUAAUUUUGCCAACCCCAAUCCUUUGUAUUUUUUAUAACAAUGUAAUUUUCUAUGACAAGGUUUCGCUGUAGUACAGUGGAAUCUCGUUAUAACAAAGUAAUUGGUACCAUGGAAAUUACCUUGUUAUAUCAGGGUUUUAAAAAAUAUAUAUAUAAGGAGUUUGGACCAGCAAAAUUACCUUGUUAUAACAGAUACCUAGUUAUAUUGGAUCUCUUUAUAAUAAGGUUCCACUGUGCACAUACCUUGAAUGUAUUUUACCAUGAAACAAACUUCAAAAUGAAUGGCUGCGGACGAUCAGGAUAACAUUCUUUCAACACCUUGUCUUUGGAGUGAGAGGAAAUACCUGUCAACAUCGUUGGAUGACCACAGAACUUGCAGAAGCCAUCACACUAUGGAGCAGCAUGCCAACAAGAAGAUGGAAUACUUAGGCUCAACUUGGAAGACUUUAUUAUUUUAAGAUGUAGGAAUAUCAGUCAAUGGGAGGAGGUGUUUUAAUAA
Messenger RNA from Strongylocentrotus purpuratus (purple sea urchin), 4816 nucleotides. RefSeq names its product transformer-2 protein homolog alpha. The coding region runs from base 103 to 1062 and encodes 319 amino acids. Gene Ontology annotation, cellular component: spliceosomal complex. The record is from RefSeq and is a predicted model, not a curated record. Lineage: Eukaryota; Metazoa; Echinodermata; Echinoidea; Camarodonta; Strongylocentrotidae. The transcript has 8 exons. Gene Ontology annotation, molecular function: RNA binding. Gene Ontology annotation, biological process: positive regulation of mRNA splicing, via spliceosome.